Molecule: messenger RNA, 2649 nt
Organism: Prunus persica (peach)
Lineage: Eukaryota; Viridiplantae; Streptophyta; Magnoliopsida; Rosales; Rosaceae
Product: protein FAR1-RELATED SEQUENCE 5
Exons: 3
Coding region: 1-2649 (882 amino acids)
Molecular function (GO): zinc ion binding
Source: RefSeq, a predicted model, not a curated record
AUGGAAACAUCAAGUAAGAUUUCAAAGAACCCUCUUUCUGGUUUAGGACUUGAAUGUGAUUUGGGUAAUGAGUUGAUGCAAUUGCAUGUUUUUGGUUGCAAAACAGUUAUACGUGGUGCAAUUAUUGACCUGAGCAUGAAGGGGUCUGGUAAGAUGGACAAGGGUCUAGAGACAUCAAAUGGUGGUUGUAGUGAUUCAGGGUAUCUGGGUGGUUGUGAAAGGUCGAGUCAUAGGGCACCGACAACAGAGACUGGGCAUAUGUCGGUCCAACAUAUGGUUAGUCAAAGCAGUGAUGAUAAUGAUGUUGACAUGAUUGCACCGAGGAAAGAAUAUGUUAUGGGAAAAGAGUUUAAAACGAUAGAAUUAGCAGAAGAAUAUUAUAUGAGUUAUGCAAAGGGCAUUGGAUUUAGCGUGAGAAAAGACAAAUUGGUGCGAAAUGCGAAAGGGAAAAUAUGUAGGAGACGGUGGUGUUGUUCUAAAGAAGGUUUGAGAAAUGAGAAGUUUAAUGAUCGAUCAGAUAGGAUUCGACCACCAAAGCCAAUUACAAGAGAGAAUUGUUCUGCCCAUUUUUGGGUGGGUUAUGAGAAGAAACGUGACGUUUACGUCGUUACAAAUUUUGAACCACAUCACAAUCAUCAACUAGUUACUCCACUUGAAUCACCAUAUCUCCGAUGUAACCGUGUUGUUCGAAAUUCUGAUUUAGCACAAGCAGUGGGAAUGCGAAGAGCAUUGGUUAGAACAUGUCAAACAUAUGAGUAUAUGGUCGACCAAUGUGGCGGGUAUUUAAAUGUUGGUUUUCAAAUAAAGGAUCUGUACAAUAAGUUGGAUGCAUCACGGAGGGAAAUUUUGCUCGACGGUGACACAGAAGCUGCACUAUCUUACUUGAAAGCGAAAGGAGCAAUGGAUCCAGAAUUCUUUUGUAAGUUCAGUGUUGACGAGGAAAAUAGGCUUGGUAAUUUGUUUUGGAGGGACUCCACUUCACUUUUGGAUUACAUUGCCUAUGGGGACGUCCUCAUAUUUGACAGCACGUACAAAACAAAUGUUUAUGACAAGCCCCUAGUGUUGUUUGACGAGACAUUUGAAACUUACAAGUGGUUAUUAGAAACAUUCAUGGCAUCCAUGAAAGAUAAGAAGCCAAUAUCAAUAUUGACGGAUGGCGAUGAGGCAAUGCGUAAAGCCAUUGAUGAUGUGUUUCCCAUGUCUAACCAUCGGUUGUGCUCAUGGCAUGUGUCAAGGAAUGCACAAAAUAACUUGAAGGAUGAUGAAUUGGUAAGAAAUUUUCAGGCAUGUAUUUGGGAACCAUUUGCAUUGGACGAGUUUGAGAAGAAAUGGGAGGUUCUAAGGGAAAGAGUGAGUACUCCGAAACAAAAAGAAUGGUUGGAAAUGAUGUAUGCAAAAAGUGACUCAUGGGCUGAAUCAUGUUUGAGAGGAAAGUUUUUCGGUGGUAUGUGCACCACUCAACGUGUGGAGUCUAUGAACAAGUAUGUGAAAGAUUACUUGAGGAAAGGUGUGAAGUUGCUUGAAUGUAUUCUAGCAAUUGAUAGAGCUAUGUUACGUCUUAGGAAUACCACGGCAAAGGAUGGUUUCAAUGCAAAGUACUCAACACCAGUCCUUAAAACCGCAUUGACAAAACUCGAGCAACAAGCUUCUUUGAUUUACACGCAUAGAUGCUUUGUAUUGGUUCGUCAGGAGAUCGAAUCUUGUUCAGCACUCAUCCAUGAUAAUGUGAUGCAUAAUUUUGGAGGUCGUGUAUACGUAUUGUCAAAAUAUGGUGAACCGCUUAAUAAAUGGACUUGUGUUUACCACGGUGGGGAACAGAUACGGAUACAGUGUGGAUGUCGGAAAUAUGAAAGUGAAGAGAUCCCGUGUUGCCACCUGUUUUAUGUAAUGAAGUGCGAGCACCUUACGAAAAUUCCUCCAGCACUCAUAAUGAAGAGAUGGACAAAGAGUGCCCAAACUGAUACAUGUAGGGAAUUUAUCAGCAAAGGCGAAGACACUACCAAGGAAGUUGUAGAAAUGGCGAGGUAUGGAAGUUUAAGUGCUAUGUCAAACAAAGUUUGUUUUUAUGCAUCAAAGAGUGCAAAUGGUUAUGCCAUGUUGACGAAUGAGUUUAGUAGAUGGGAGGGAAUUUGUGAAGGCUUACGGCAAAAGGAAGAAGAGACGAGUCUGAAAUUGGGUAGCGCUGAACAAUGUCCUUCAAAUAUUGUGAAAGAUCCAAAUAUCGUUAAGACAAAAGGCAGUCAAGCAAGGCAGGGUGGAACGCGCAAGCGUCGACAAUGUCAAUUGUGUCGCGGAUAUGGACAUACAAAGCGUAAUUGCUCUCAAAGAAACUUGCAUCCAAGUAGAAAUGCAGGUGUGAAUAUCCCAUCAGGUACUGAAAGCUAUCAGUAUAGUUCUGAUAAAGGGCCGUCCCCGGACAUUAGCUACAGUUAUCCUAGUCAAACGAUUUCUCAAUGUAGAAGCAACAAUGUGGUUGAUUUCUCUGGUUCUGAUAGUUUUUCUACUGCAGACCCAACCGGUUCUACCCCUAACAGUGACGAUGGUUUCUCAUUCGACAAUGGUGAACCUAAUUCCCUAUGUACUAGUUCAACCCAAAACAAUUGUAGUUUUGGAACUUGGUUUACAUGUAAAAAUUCACAUGAAAUGUAG